AUUGAUCUUAUUUUGAUCUUUCUGCCGCUCACCUGUUAUAUGUGUUGCUAGGCCACUACUGUUUACAAUGCUUAUGGCCCACAGAGUGCAGCACUUUACUGUCAUAAUAUGCUGUUAUUAAGAGAGCACUUUGGUACAAAAUGAAAGAAUUGUGCACAACUAAACCAGCAGAUGAACAGACCUUACUUGUGCACUUGAAACAGUGGAUGGAGAUUCAGUAGGCUUGUUAGGCAGCCAAAGGACAGAAACACUCCAUUUCCCUCCCCUGCAGUGUAGUGCAAUGUGGGCGUGAUUGACAAGAAAAAAAGCGGUGACGCCUCCUCUUGCCAUCCGCUCUCCUUAUUGGUUGGAAAGUGGAAGUCACAUUUGGGGCUCUCCCCAUUAUAAAUUAUAACCAUAAACUGCCAUAUUAUUUUAGAAAUCGUCUAUUAUCUAUAAAGCAAAAUGUUUCCUGACAAAAUUUUCCUCAUAUGAUCCACACAAAACUCAUGAAACCUUAAAAAUCCAAACAACCCACUCCCGCCUGCAGAUGCGGACACAUCUGGCAAAGCUCCCCUAAGCUCAUGUGGUAAAUGUUGGGAGGGGAAUUUGAAAAGUCCUGUUUCCAAGUUGCAUUAGCUCACUCGUUUCCCUGCAGCCUAUUUCUGUCGUCCAUUGAAAGGAAAUCGCUGGGCCAUCCCCCCGACGCGCGCCUGUGCUGUGGAGCUCCCCCUUGCUGCGUGCAUCGUGAUCUGGUGGAUGCAGAGUCUUGCAGAGAACGCAGGGUCACCUUCUGUCACUGCAAAGGGAAAUACUGAAUAAAUUGCAGCAUAGGCUGUUGGGUAGUAGUUCACCUCAGCGGCAGCAGCAUCUCUGGUGAUCUCCUGCAGGGGACCAACAGCUCUCUCUAAGGUUUAUGGAAACCUGACCUCCCACUGGUGGAGAAGUGCAUGAGGAACCCAGCUCUGCUGCAGAGGACAGGUUUAGUCAUUAGAGUGCUUUGCCACAUCCAGAAAAAUGUCUGGCUCCUACGAUGAAAGUGCGGGUGCUGACGACACCAUGGACAGCUUCUGGGAGGUAGGGAACUACAAACGUGCUGUCAAGAGAUUUGAUGAUGGCCAUCGGCUCUGCAAUGACCUCAUGGGCUGCCUGCAGGAACGUGCCAAGAUAGAAAAAUCCUACGGUGAUCAGCUAACUGCAUGGUCCAAGAGAUGGAGGCAGCUCAUUGAGAAAGGUCAGCAUUUGGGAUGGGGCCCACAGUACGGCUCAGUGGAGAGAGCCUGGUUGGGUGUGAUGAGCGAGGCAGAGAAGGUGAGUGAGCUGCACCAAGAGGUGAAGAACAACCUGGUGAACGAUGAUGUAGAGAAAGUGAAGAACUGGCAGAAGGAAGCCUAUCACAAGCAAAUUAUUGGAGGCUUCAAAGAGGCCAAGGAGGCGGACGAAGGCUUCAAGAAGGCUCAGAAGCCGUGGGCCAAAAAGCUCAAAGAGAUGGAGACAGCUAAGAAAGCGUACCACAUGGCCUGCAAGGAGGAGAAGCUGGCUGCAGCCCGAGAGGCCAACGGCAAGACUGAGGCUUCUGUCACACCAGACCAGCAGAAGAAACUCCACGAGAAAGUGGACAAAUGCAAACAGGAUGUGCAGAAGGCUAAAGAAAAGUAUGAGAAGUCUCUGGAGGAGCUGAACAAGUGCACCCCGCAGUACAUGGAGAGCAUGGAGCAGGUGUUUGACCAGUGCCAGCAGCAUGAAGUCAAGAGGCUGACCUUCCUUAAGGAGGCCUUGCUGGACAUCAAACGCCAUCUUAACCUCACCGAGAACCCAAGCUAUGCCACAAUAUACAGAGAACUGGAGCGCACAAUCCUGGGUGCAAACACACAAGAGGACCUGAAGUGGUUCAGCAACAACCACGGCCCUGGGAUGCAUAUGAACUGGCCUGCAUUUGAGGAAUACAACCCAGACCAGGCCAGUGCUCCUCCAAAGAAGAAGAAACCAGACGGAGCCCCACCCACUCCAAGCACUGACCAUGUGGCUCCACCUGGUGAUCGUAGCAGUGUGAGCAGCUAUGAAAAAAACCAAGCUUACUCGACUGAGUGGUCCGAUGAUGAGCAGCCCACUACGUACUCUGGCAACGAAAAUGGUGGGAAUGGGAAUUCAUUCGAAGAUGAUUCCAGCACUGGAAAAGGGGUCCGUGUCCGCGCUCUCUAUGAUUAUGAAGGCCAGGAACAGGAUGAGCUCACAUUCAAAGCAGGUGAUGAACUGACCAAGACUGAGGAUGAAGAUGAGCAAGGCUGGUGUAGAGGUCGUUUGGACAGCGGCCGAGAGGGACUGUACCCGGCCAAUUAUGUAGAGCCAAUCUAGUCACGUUACUGGACAAGGACCCGCCAUUGGAGGCAGCUUGAACUGUCCCAUCCAAUUGCACCGCACAUAGCCAGAGACUUAAGAGCAACACAUCCCUUGCCCAACAGAUGCGCCAAGCAGUCUUGCCUAAAUAAAAACUUAGUAACCUAAAAGACAAUAUAUCAGUAUAAUAUAUUUUAUCCAGCAUUUGGGGUGGGUGGACUUACACAUUUUAAAACAGGAGCAGCAGUUAUUCCAGUAUAUACACAAUCAACUAUAACAUCAAAACAGUGCAGGAACACAUUGCUUCUCUGUGUAGCUGUAUUUAAUAUAUAAUGCAGCUUAUUUAAACUUGCAGUAUACUGCAGUGUGUUCUCUUGUGAAAAUGGGAAGAUAAUAUCUUCAGUUAAACCCAUUCGACAAAGAAGAGCUUCUCUAACCUGCAUUGUGUAUAUACAGUGUGAUGCCAUUUUUGUGUAGCAUUUUUAAUGCUGUGUGUGGUCAGUUGUCAUUCUUACACCGAAUGCUGUGUAGUGUUAAAGUUACCACAACAGACAGUAUCCUCUAUUUUUUUUUCUUUGUUUUUUUUGUUUUUCUUUGUGAUUUGGUCUAACCUCUUUUCCAGUGUGUGCAGUGCUAUGUGUUUUUAACUGUUUCUGAACUUGCAUAGCAGCAUGCGCUAUGCAACAACUUGCAUUCCCUGAAUCCUGCAGCCUGGUUUAGGCUACAACGUGAUGCAACACUUCUACCACUACAAAUGCAGAGUUCACGUUUGAGCAUCACAUUCUUCUGGACAUGCACACGCUUCUGUUUUCAUGAAAGGAAGCUUGUUGAUGAACUUAUUUUAUGUUUGUUUGUUUUGUUUUUACAUAGUUUUUUUUUUCUUAGCAUCACAAAUCCUUUGACAGUGUCAUCUCCAUGCAAUGCAGGAUAUACAGUUUCUGCAGACGCUUUCAUUCUUGGUUCAGUAAUUCAGGUCUCAUUUUAAUCCACUACUGCUAACAAGAAACAUGAGUGAUACAUUCCCUCAGAGCAAAGUCGGAACAAGUCAUCUUCUUGAGGUUGCCAAUGCAGUAAAACAGGGGGUUUGAACAAUGCCUAUGCCGGGCACUUUUCUUCCAGAGCGAGGGGCCAAUGGAGGCAUGUCAAUGCAUUACUGUGCUACAGAUGGUUGUUUGAAGAUUGAAGCCUCUCCAACAGGACAUGAAUGUACUAGUGUUUGGGCUUGAAAGAGGGCAUGUUGUCUAAACAUGGUUCUCCAUUGUCAUUUAAAGCCCUACCUAGCAAAAAGCACUAGUUAUGUGGCCCAUUUCCCUGCUGAGCCAAAGAAUGACCCAAUACCAUCAACUAUCUCUUUUCUCUCCAUGCAAUAACUUCACAUAUCACAUAUAAAACAGCUUCAGUGAAGAUCAACUUGUAGCUGCCUCCCAGUCUAGUCCACCCAAACUUCAUUUGUCUGCAAAACACUGCGCAAUGACACAGGGAAUACAUUUGUCACCAGUACUGCACUGCUUGUAAGAUGACUCUUAGACAGUGUAUUACAUGGUUAUUUUAAAAUUUUUAACUUGCUCCAUAGAAAUUAAAUUUAUAGCAGGAAUUGCAUUUAUCAGAUGUUGAUUAGUGAGUUAUCUCGCUACGAGUUGCACCUAAAUCUCUGAUUAGAUGGGAGAGAUGCUUUUUUAUAACUUAGUCGUCCUGAAGUUUUAAAAUUUCACUGGACCAACAGCAGUCAGAUGUGUUUAGCUCUGUGUCUGGAACAGGAUUUGACAGGUUUGGGUCUCACACAUGAGGAGAAACACAUCACCAGCUCACAAGUUGUGUCUUAGAGUAAAGCUGUCCAGCAUAGCAAAAAGGACUCCUAUCAUCUGUCCCACAUUCUUGAUGCGCGUAUGCACACACACUCACACACACACACACACACAUACAAACACACAUCCAUUUAAUACACGAUAUACACAAUACAUGCAAGUUCAAACACAUAAUCCACAUUACCAGGUUAAUAUUUUGGGGGAAAACAUCUUCAUCAUCCAGUGUGUAUGAGUUGUGUAAAUGUAACAGAAAAAAAUGUUUAAAAAAAAAUGCAAGUGAUUGACUAUUAAGACAAAAUGUAGUGUUAUACAUGUAAAUGUGUUUCAUUAAAAUAACAGCAAUGGAAAACAUAUUAAAUAGGUACCAUAUCGUAUGAAUUUCAUUGCAAUGGAAUUGUCAGUGUAUCAUACAAGCGUGAUGUUAUCCCACGCUGUCAGAUUUGUAUAUGAUGAUGUAAUUUAAAGAUUAUAUUCUAUUGUAACUGUACAACUGUGUUGAGUUGAAAAUGAGACCUAACCAUGUUGAGGCAGUAAAAAGGUGUACAUGUAAAUGCUUUUUUUAUGUUGAUGAUCUCUUCCUUAUGCACACAGGGGACAGCAGCUCAUGUUGUUUAAACCCUAUAUUAGCGGUCUAGAAGAUGUAUGUUCAUAGUUAGUGAUGUACUUUUAUCUCCUAACUGGUGUAGUGCCUGUUCAUCUUGAUGUAACAAGAAGUUCAUUUAAAUAUGCAUAAAGAUGAUUAUGAUCACAGAUAAUAAUGAUGAUAGUGAUGAAAAACCAGACUCAAAUUUGUUGUGAUGGUGUCAAUAUUGCGAUAUUGGUUUGAAAGGGAAACAAGUUUGUUGAAAAAAAUAA
Molecule: messenger RNA, 4976 nt
Organism: Siniperca chuatsi (mandarin fish)
Lineage: Eukaryota; Metazoa; Chordata; Actinopteri; Centrarchiformes; Sinipercidae
Product: protein kinase C and casein kinase substrate in neurons protein 1-like
Exons: 11
Coding region: 997-2334 (445 amino acids)
Biological process (GO): plasma membrane tubulation; cytoskeleton organization; regulation of endocytosis
Cellular component (GO): cytoplasm; plasma membrane; endosome
Molecular function (GO): protein binding; phospholipid binding
Source: RefSeq, a predicted model, not a curated record